AUGGGAUUUGCCUUCAACAGCAAAGACACCAGCACUCCCCGCGAGGUCUUCAACUGGAAGCUCUUCUGGGUGAUAUUCGUCGCCAUGGGCGGCUCCGUGAUAUUCGGCUACGACCUUGCUUUCAUCGGCGGUGUCUUCUCGCUCCCUUCGUUCAUUGAACGGUUUGAGCUGGCGGAUAAAGACACGAGCGCCAUACAGGCUCAUAUGGUGAACACUUUCCAAGGCGGUGCCUUCUUCGGCGUGAUGUUAUUCUACUAUUUCAACGAGCGGUUCGGGCGCCGCGUUGCGCUGAUGGCUGCUGGCGUGGUUUUCAAUCUCGGCGUGGUCAUGCAGGUUGCUUGUCGGGGCAAUAUACCAGCUUUCUAUGUGGGCAGACUGGUUAGUGGGUUGGGCAUUGGGGGAACGACGUUUGUCAUCCCGCAGUAUCUUUCUGAGUGCGCGCCUGCUGCGGCCAGGGGUGGGAUCGUUGGCUGUUUCGAGAUUGGGGUUCAAGUCGGGACGAUUGUGGGGUUUUGGAUCAAUUAUGGUGUUGAGAAGGGGGUGGACUCAACAAUUGACCGCCAGUGGUUCAUCCCAAUAACCUUCCAAUUUAUCCCGGCGACUCUCAUGAUCCUCGGUCUCUGUUUUCUAUGCGAGUCACCACGAUGGUACUACACGCGCGGCCGGCAAUUAGAAGCCCAAAACGCUCUAACAUGGCUCCGACGCCUCCCAGUCUCUCACCCCUACGUCGCCAGCGAAUUAGCAGACUACGAGCGGCAAAUGGAGCACGAGCUCUCAAUCACCUCAGCUUCAGGAUUCCGCGCCGUUUUGACAGAAACGUUCAACCGAAGAAUCAUCCCGCGGCUCGUACACGGCUGUCUGCUGAUGAUCUUUCAGAACAGCACAGGAAUCAACGCGAUGAAUAACUUCUCCGUGACGUUCUUCCAGGUCAUCGGAUACAAGGGCUCCUCGGCGAAGCUCUUCUCCACGGGAAUCUACGGCAUCGUCAAGGGCGUCAUGGCUACAAUAACCUUCCUUCUCUUGGUCGACCGGUUCGGCCGAAGACCGCUUCUAUUCGUUGGAUCAGUAAUGUGCGCGUUUUCCAUGUUCUAUGUCGCGGCGUACUCUUCCAUCACGGACUCCUUCCAUACAGCCCAGGACCAGAACGCUGCCAGCAACUCCGCUGCGGCGUUUAUCUAUAUUUUUGGCGCGGGAUAUGCCGUCGGCUGGAACCUCCCCUGGAUCAUCGCAGCCGAGAUCUACCCGACCAGGGUCCGCUCCUUCUGCAUGGUAAUGACAACGUGCGCGCACUGGGUCGGCGAAUUCUAUACGACAUAUGCCGUGACUUACAUGUUUGAUGCAAUAACGUACGGGACGUUCCUGUUCUUUGGGUCUAUGACGGUGCUGGGCGCGGGAUAUGUGUAUCUUUUUGUGCCGGAGACGAAUGGUGUUCCAUUGGAGGAUAUGGAUAGGUUGUUUGAAGGACGAGGCUUUGCGCUGGCGAAGAUGAGGGCGUAUGAAGAGGCUAGAGGUACUGAAGGGUUAGAGCCAAAGACGGACCCUGAGGUGGUAUCUUUGGCUUAG
Molecule: messenger RNA, 1563 nt
Organism: Aspergillus mulundensis
Lineage: Eukaryota; Fungi; Ascomycota; Eurotiomycetes; Eurotiales; Aspergillaceae
Exons: 5
Coding region: 1-1563 (520 amino acids)
Biological process (GO): carbohydrate transport; transmembrane transport
Cellular component (GO): membrane
Molecular function (GO): carbohydrate:proton symporter activity
Source: RefSeq, a predicted model, not a curated record